CUGAAAAUAACAAUUGUGUAUUUUUAUAUAAAACAAAGAGUAGUGUACCAUUUAUUAGAAUAAAAAAGAAGAAGUUCUUUCACUGUAAACGCAAUGUUUAAGAAAAAUCAUUUUUUCAAAAUGUUUCGAAUGUCUUUAUUUUCAUUACUUUGUAUAUGUGGUGCUAUUAAUUUUAGAGUUACGGCCAUAAGUGUUUCUGAAUUUAAUACUUUGGUGCAACACCCAGGCUGGAGAAAAUUAACAACGCAUAGAUAUGCUAAUGAAUUCAUAUUCAAUGGUCUGAAUUUUGAAGAUACUUAUAAAGAGUUUACUUUAAGUGAAAUUUUCCCACGUGAUUCGAACACUAAUCUUAUUACAGAACAGAAUUUUGUCGAUAGAGUAUGGCAAUUCCAUUUGUUAUUGAGCGUUCACUAUGCUAUUGAUCUAAAAAAUCUAACCAAUUUAACGAAUGAUUUCUGGUUCCAUUGUAAAAAUGACUACAAAGAUGAUUUGCAAAUAAAAUGUCUAAAUAUUUUUAAUGAAAAAUUUAAAAUUUUUUACAGAGAAUUGGAAAAGAUGGAAAAUUCAUUACUAUAUUUUAAAGAAAUGGUUAAUCCACUAAUGUUUGACAUUGAAUGGAUACUCUUUAUGAAUGGAAUUGAAGUUCCUUUACGUAAUUUGAAAGCGAUAGGAUCAACAAAACAUCUUCCAACAGAUAAAGUUUUUGAAGAUAUAAUAAACGAUGUACGGGUUGGAAUUGAAAAAUUUUUUUUCAACCGUAUUAGUAAUUUAAACUUUUCUGCAAAUAAACCAGACGCUGCCAUUUUUUAUAAUUGGUAUAAGAAUAUUACAAUAGCACAACAAGACAAUGAUAAACCAAUUAAAGAAAGGUAUCAUACAAGUAUUAUGAAUCUUAUUGAAAGUAACAAUGGUUUCGGUUUUAAAUACAAUCCAAAUACUCUUGCAAUCACUCUAAGCUAAACAGAUAAUUAUCUGGAGUCAAUUGGAAGCUUAACAUUAUAAUAAGUAAACAUUUUUCUAUAUUUUAAUUAAAAAUAAAAUGCAAUAUGAUUUUACCAUUAUUGAAAUUUGAUUUAUUAAUAAUAAUAUUAUCUUUAUUAUACAAAUAUUUUGUAACAGAAAAUUGUAUGGAGUCAUUUGGAAGC
Molecule: messenger RNA, 1145 nt
Organism: Daktulosphaira vitifoliae (grape phylloxera)
Lineage: Eukaryota; Metazoa; Arthropoda; Insecta; Hemiptera; Phylloxeridae
Exons: 2
Coding region: 94-960 (288 amino acids)
Source: RefSeq, a predicted model, not a curated record